This is a messenger RNA of Sodiomyces alkalinus F11, 159 nucleotides long. RefSeq lists its product as hypothetical. The annotation marks the transcript as partial. Lineage: Eukaryota; Fungi; Ascomycota; Sordariomycetes; Glomerellales; Plectosphaerellaceae. The record is from RefSeq and is a predicted model, not a curated record. The transcript has a single exon.
CUCCCUAAGCGAUCUACCACUAAUAUAGUAGCUACCCUAAUAUAUCAUAUAAAGAUAGCCCUUAAUCGCCGGAAAGUCGCUACCCUUAUUAUAAUAGAUAUUAAGGGGGCCUUCGACACGGUCCUCCGGAACCGCCUCUACUAUAGACUACGGGAAUAA